Molecule: messenger RNA, 684 nt
Organism: Aspergillus clavatus NRRL 1
Lineage: Eukaryota; Fungi; Ascomycota; Eurotiomycetes; Eurotiales; Aspergillaceae
Product: lumazine synthase RIB4
Exons: 2
Coding region: 1-684 (227 amino acids)
Biological process (GO): riboflavin biosynthetic process
Cellular component (GO): intracellular anatomical structure; mitochondrial intermembrane space; riboflavin synthase complex
Molecular function (GO): 6,7-dimethyl-8-ribityllumazine synthase activity
Source: RefSeq, a predicted model, not a curated record
AUGACAUCACUGAAGGGGCCAGGAGCCUCGCAGAUUUCUGAUGGUGAGAGAUUCAUCUGUUCCCUCCUCGACUGUCUGCAUGCUUAUCUUUUUCCUGAAGGUUCCGGACUGCGGAUUGCUAUUGUCCACGCCAGGUGGAACAUGGGAAUUAUAGGGCCUCUUCUUGAGGGAGCCAAGAAAAGCCUUCUGGCAGCCGGCGUGCUUGAAGAAAACAUCACUCUUGAGACUGUCCCUGGCAGUUAUGAGUUGCCAUUUGCUGCCCAGCGAAUUUAUGCAGCCUCACAGUUGCAAGCCGCCAAAGGAUCAUCUUCUGCAGCAGGUAUCAGCGCGACGGAUUUGCUUUCAUCCUCUACCGCAGAUCUGAGUAAGACAACGCCACAAUCUCCUAUCGCAGACGCACCCAGGCCGUUCGAUGCUAUCAUCGCCAUUGGUGUUCUCAUUAAGGGAGAGACAAUGCACUUCGAAUACAUUGCGGACGCCGUGUCGCAUGGUUUGAUGCGGGUUCAACUUGAUACAGGCGUGCCAGUUAUUUUUGGAGUGCUUACCGUUCUAACGGAGGAACAAGGCCUCGAGAGAGCCGGACUCGGCAAGAAGGGGAUGCAUAAUCACGGCGAGGAUUGGGGUAGCGCCGCCGUGGAACUUGGAAUCAAGAGAAGAGAUUGGGCCGAGGGCAAGGUUAUUUAG